This is a messenger RNA of Dicentrarchus labrax (European seabass), 2426 nucleotides long. It is a transcript of the gene cunh1orf210, whose product is annotated as chromosome unknown C1orf210 homolog. The transcript is spliced from 4 exons. NCBI's taxonomy places the organism in Eukaryota, Metazoa, Chordata, Actinopteri, Moronidae. The record is from RefSeq and is a predicted model, not a curated record. Bases 856 to 1305 code for a protein of 149 amino acids.
AGAGUACUUGAAUCCAUCGUGAUACUAUUAUUUAUUUAUUUAUAUUACAAUUUAAGGAAUAGUUUAUCCUUACGUAUUUGCUUUAUUCGCCAGCUUAGCUUAGCAGGAAGACUGGAAACAGGGGAAAGUGCUCAAGUGGCUCGGUCCAGAGGAUACACCUACCAGUACUUCUACACUAACUAAAUAAUAUCUUGUUUGCUCCGUACAAAAACUGAAGUGUAAAAACAACAAAUUGCUCUUUUAUGGAAGGAAGUGGGGUUUUUUGGCUCGCAUCAGUUGCCAGGCAACCAGCAGAGACUUGAGGAACCUCAUGUGACUGCAGCAAGAGGACACCGGCCCAUAUUUCAACUCAUACAUAGGGUGAUAAUGCUGCCACCACCUUCCACUUGUUACUGAACCAAGGAGUCCCCUGUCACUCAACCUUGCCACCUAGUGGAGCUCUGAAGGUUUAACUCCCUCCUGGUCAACAGAAAUCUUCCAGCCAACUACCUCCCUCAUCUGGAGAGAUGCCUACCCUGCAACACCCUCAGAUCCUAUUUAUUUUUUAUCUUCUGAAGACAACACAACACUAACCAGUUUUGCACAAUAUCAAACAUCGGUUGGUGAAGUAAUUAAAACCUCUUAUUCAGUUUCAAGUGUCUGCUGGAUCUUGCAGAAAGAGAAGCUCCCAAUUAGCAAGUCACAAAAGAACAAGAUAUAAGAUAUAUAUGUGAUAUACACCCAUGAUCCAUGGUUUCAGGCUAGAGUUAAUGGUGCCCAAGAGCAAGAGACAAGUCUCAUCCAACAAGAGGCAAACUGAGCCACACAGGAGAAGCCACACCCCAAAAGAGACUGCACAAACAAGAGCAAAGCCAGAUGGAACUAUCAUCAUAUGGCACGACAUUUGCAACUACACCAACAACGCAGAAUGACACUCUGACAAGCCCGAGAGGCAAAUAUACCUCUCACAAAUGGGAGUUCCUGGUGGCCGUCCUGGUCACAUCCAUCUCUCUGGCCAUUCUUGUCGCCCUUCUGGCUAAAUGCCAGGUGGUUCGGCGUUACCUGGCCAGCUACCGGCACACACGGCUGAGGGAGACAGACACUGUUAGCCACUGUGACUCAUCAGGCCUGGAUGUGGAAUUUGCCAUGCACGGAGGACGUGGAAUUAACCCUCACUCUUUGCCUCCUGUGUGCGAGGAAGAUGACGACGGCUUCAUCGAGGACAACUACAUCCCGGCCAGUGAGAGAGCGAGGGCUGAAAGAGCAGCGGAGAUCAUGGAGGACACAGAGGAAGAGAUGGAUGAAAUCGAAUUUACCAUCGCUUAAUACGACGGCUGUGUAAACUCCCUUAGCCACCAAUUCCACUCCACUCCUUUCCUUUGAGGAAGAUUCAUAUUGUCCAUCACAAAAUGGGUACUUGGUAAACAUUGGGUAAGUUUAGGAAAGCAUAAAAAUGUAAAUACCAGCACACAGGAUGACUUAAUGCAAGGUGCAUUAUCAUGGCAGUUUCUUAAUGUGCAAUCCAUCCAUAAAGUAUCCAUAAAAGCCCUCAUAAAAGAGCAUUUCAGUAUAUACUUACUGUAGAACAGUGAAUAUAAGUACUAUUCAUCAUGCCUUAUUUGUCAGUAUAUUGGCAUUAAAAGAGAUUAAAAGGUAUUUUGUAAAUAUGAACAUUAACCAACCACCUAUGUAUCUGUUAAAAGUUUUUGGCUAGGCUGAUUGGUUAGUUGAUUUGACAGCACAGAUUGUGUACAAUAUCUACGUACAAUUUGGACAGUAGUGCUUCAGUUUGCUUUGUUUUAUGAAUGAGCGGCGAGCAUGAGAGUAUACUGGAAUAUCACCGAUGACUGAGUUGAGACUGAGCUUUAUGAGAGGAAAGUACAAUUUAAAUGUUUAUCUUGUGUCGUUACACCAUCACUGUACAAUGUGAUUUUUGUGUGAGGUUACUUUCAAGGACUUCUUAAGCCUUUUACAGAUUUUCUAAUGUCCUCAGAAAAGGUACAACUGCUGCUACAUAUAAAAAGUAGGCCAGCUCAAUUAUAGUAACAGCAUUAGCCUACUUGUAAUUAGUUACUUCCUACUUAACUGCUAUCUUUAGAAUAGUAACAAUGGAGGUUUUUCACAGCUGCCAUUUUAACAUGAAAGAGUAGGGUAAACACAGGUGUUAUGAUACUAAUUAGGGUUCUCGUCCAUUCACAACAAACCGAGUCAGGAUGUUGUUAUAAUGCAUGUUGGCUCACUGGAAAUGCUCUGCUAUACUAAAUGGAAUGGGGCCUUAAUUAGUAACAUUGGUAGUGGAGUUUAUCCUACUAUUUCAUGUCAAAAUGGCUGCUGUGAAAAAGGUCUACAGUCUUGGGGCUGUGCAAGAACCCUGACUACCUUCAAGCAAACUCUGUAAAAAAUGAUAAACAGUGUGAUCUGAGUAAAAAUAAAAAUGUUCACUUCAA